CCCAGUCCCUGCCCCCUCUCCCCACAACCAGUCAGGAAGCAUACAGGACUGGCUCUCUACAAGUCCUUUUGGUCCCCCCAGCCUUGCCAGAGAAGGACAGGCAGAGACAGGUGGGCUUUGCUGGUGCCCUUCCCUCUGCCCUCCCUCCCCAGGGCCCAGCCGGAUAGACUCAGGGAUUGGGGGAGUCUGGGAAGGAAACAGAAGCCACUCUCAUACCCUAUUUGGGGUGCCCCCGUCUCAGAGUGGUGACUGCCUCCCAGGGGGCGGACCCGGGGCUAGCCAGGGCCUGGGAAGGUAGCCGCUGCUGCUGCCACUGCUGACCCAGCCAGGAAGGAAGGAAAAGGCCCCGGGCACUCCCGGAGGGACACAUGGCCACUUUCCACCUGCGGGGCCCCCUGCUGCCCAGUGGCUGCCAGCCCAAGCAAUCCUCAGGAGGAAACCCGAGCCUGAGUGGCCGGUAGGGGACUGAAGGAGGGCUGCCCUCCACCCUAGAGCAUAACUCCGAUCCCAGGAGUCCGGCUCUGAAUACCCCAGCUCCUGUCGGCCUCACACCGUGGCCUGAGGGCUGACUCGCGGCACCACCAUGAGCGAGGCAUUCGACUGUGCCAAGUGCAGCGAGUCCCUGUAUGGCCGCAAGUACAUCCAGACAGACAGCGGCCCCUACUGCGUGCCCUGCUAUGACAACACCUUCGCCAACACUUGCGCUGAGUGCCAGCAGCUUAUUGGGCAUGACUCAAGGGAGCUGUUCUAUGAAGACCGCCACUUCCACGAGGGCUGCUUCCGCUGCGGCCGCUGCCAGCGCUCGCUCGCCGACGAGCCCUUCACGUGCCAGGACAGCGAGCUGCUCUGUAACGACUGCUACUGCAGCGCCUUCUCCUCGCAGUGCUCCGCCUGUGGGGAGACCGUCAUGCCCGGGUCCCGGAAGCUGGAGUAUGGAGGCCAGACGUGGCAUGAGCACUGCUUCCUGUGCAGCGGCUGUGAGCAGCCACUGGGCUCCCGCUCCUUCGUGCCCGACAAGGGUGCUCACUACUGCGUGCCCUGCUAUGAGAACAAGUUUGCUCCUCGCUGUGCCCGCUGCAGCAAGACGCUGACCCAGGGUGGAGUGACGUACCGCGACCAGCCCUGGCAUCGCGAGUGCCUGGUGUGCACCGGGUGCCAGACGCCCCUGGCAGGGCAGCAGUUCACCUCCCGGGAUGAUGACCCCUACUGUGUCGCCUGUUUUGGAGAGCUCUUUGCACCUAAGUGCAGCAGCUGCAAGCGCCCCAUCACAGGACUCGGUGGGGGCAAGUAUGUGUCCUUCGAGGACCGCCACUGGCACCACAGCUGCUUCUCCUGCGCCCGGUGCUCCACGUCCCUGGUGGGCCAGGGCUUCGUGCCGGAUGGAGACCAAGUGCUGUGUCAGGGCUGCAGCCAGGCAGGGCCCUGAACCUUCAGAACCAGGGCUCCAGGACUACGGCCCCUCUUCGCAACCCCCUCUGGGACCCAGCCCUUCCCCCAAAUGGGGCUCCCCCUGCCCCCAGCGACCUCUCACUGGUACUCCCCAAUCCAGACCUGGACUCCAGGACCCAGCCCUCUCCUCCGCAGUCGGGGUUCCCAGAGCAAGCCCACUCCCCACGUCAGGCCUGUAGACCCCAGCUCUUCAAACCUGAACUCUGGGACCUGGGGCCCCCUUACAUCUGGACUACUCUCCAGAGAUUUUAGGUGGCUUGCGGGCACCUGAGAAGUCCUCCACAUGGACUGUACUCAGGCUUGAGCCCUGGCCCAUCCCACCCGGGUCCCCUGGGCUGCCGGGAGGGGCCUGUCUGGGCUGCACCUGGGGAGGCUCCCCCGUUAAGGGGCUCUGGGGUACAGGUGCUGCCCAGGCUGUGUCUGUCGAGUGUCUUCUCGUUUUAUUUCAGCUGCAUUUUGCCCAGAGAUGGGCAGAGGGGGUGGGAUUAGCCCGCCCCUCUUCCAGAUUCUGCAAUAAAGCAGUGUGGGGAA
Molecule: messenger RNA, 1980 nt
Organism: Lepus europaeus (European hare)
Lineage: Eukaryota; Metazoa; Chordata; Mammalia; Lagomorpha; Leporidae
Gene: FHL3
Product: four and a half LIM domains 3
Exons: 6
Coding region: 584-1426 (280 amino acids)
Biological process (GO): actin cytoskeleton organization
Cellular component (GO): nucleus; stress fiber; Z disc
Molecular function (GO): actin binding; transcription coregulator activity
Source: RefSeq, a predicted model, not a curated record